Messenger RNA from Lethenteron reissneri (Far Eastern brook lamprey), 1748 nucleotides. It is a transcript of the gene CMPK2, whose product is annotated as cytidine/uridine monophosphate kinase 2. Gene Ontology annotation, molecular function: nucleoside diphosphate kinase activity; dTMP kinase activity. The record is from RefSeq and is a predicted model, not a curated record. Gene Ontology annotation, biological process: dUDP biosynthetic process; dTTP biosynthetic process; dTDP biosynthetic process. Lineage: Eukaryota; Metazoa; Chordata; Hyperoartia; Petromyzontiformes; Petromyzontidae. Gene Ontology annotation, cellular component: mitochondrion; cytoplasm.
GGGGGCGGCGGCAGCAGCAUCGCGAGACGCGGUGCCGAGGAGGGAGCGACUCGCGGUGCUCGCGACGGCGCGUGCGAGUGAGUGAGUGAGAGGCACGGCUGGUGGAUGCUGUCGGAAUUUUGAUGGCCCAAGACGCCCCCCAGGGAGCCCCCGGGCAUCUCGCCUGGGCCUUCUGCGUGGCUGGAGGGCCCCUGAAGGAGCCCUUCCACUUCACGGCGCUGCCCGCGGCCUCGGAGCCCCGCGGGGGGCCCCACGCGGGGUCCCUGCCGGCCGAGGCACGCUCCGUGUUGCACGGCUCCGUCUCCGUGAGCAUCGCCGGGAGGACGCGGGUCGGCGCGGCCCGGCUCCUCACCGAGUUGAGGGACAGGCUGCUGCUGCUGCGGCCAGGUAGCAGCAGCAGCCUCCUCGCCUUCAUGGCCCACAGGCAGCCGGGAGGACCUGGAGCGCACCUGCGCACGGGAUUCCUGGUAUCCUGCGAUGAACACGUGGACACGUUGAUUAAAGAAAUGAGCGCGGACAGCGAUGCGGAGUGGCAGGUGUGUCGCUACGAAGCGCUGGCCGACGGCCGCGUGCGGCAGACGGUGCAGGGCGGAGGCGGCAGCGGCGGCCUCAUGGGCGGCACGGUGGUCCCCGCGGAGGCCCCGCCGCUCCACCCGGCCUUCCUGAGCGGCGACACCUACCCCGUGUUCCACCGCUACGAGGAGGCGCGAGCCGUCAUGGAGGAGUGCGUGGAGUUCCUGCCCGAGGUGGCGGAGCUGCUGAAGCUGAGUGAGGAGUGGAGGAAGGUGAGCGCGGAUCACGGCAGCGGCAUGGCCUCCUCCUCCUCCUCGUCUCGGCACCCCAUCGUGGUGCUCGAGGGUCUGGACGCAACAGGCAAAUCGACGGUGACGCGAGGUUUGCAGCGGAGCCUGGGCGCCACCCUCCUGCCUCUGCCGGCCGACCACCUCGACUCGUACCUGCCGCUCUUCGUCAACCAGCCGAACUUCAUCCGGCGAGCCUACUACUGCCUCCGCAACUACAUCCUCGACGGCCAGGCGUCCCAGGCGGUCCGCAAGGGCCCCGUGGUCCUAGACAGGUUCUGGCACAGCACGGCAGCCUACGCCGUGGCCACGGAGGACAGCGGCGGCGGCGGCGUGCCCGUGGGCGCCCUGCCUCCCGAGGGCCACCCCGUGUACCGCUGGCCGCGGGACCUGCUGGCGCCCAGCGUGGCGGUGAUGCUCACGCUGAGCCCCGCGGAGCGCCAGCGCCGGCUGCUCGGCCGCGGCGAGGACAUCACGCGGGAGGAGAGGCGCUUGCAGGAGGACGCCGCCUUCAGGGAGCGGGUGGAAGAGGCCUACCGGCGCAUGCGGGAGCCGCGCUGCAUUCCCAUCGACGCGUCCGACACCCCGGCGGGCGUCCUGCAGAAAGUCGUGGACAUCAUCCUCCAGCACCACGAGUGCCUCAAGCCCUGCUGAGCCACAGGCCGGGUGGCGGCGCAAGGCACAAGCAAAGCAAAGCCAAGCAGGCUUAGACCCACAAGCGGAUCGAGGGGUGCACGGUUCAUACGUAACAUAGUCAACGCGCGUCAAAUGUCAGCUCGGGAUCAACGCCUAAUAAACGUAACAAGAGAAUUUACAUCAACACGAAUUAGUCUUCUCUCGCCGGACGAUAUCUCGCUAUUGUCUCUGCCUUUCUUUAAGUCCUCGACAUCUCUUUUGUUUAGACAUCGGUGGGGUUCCAAACCCUAGUGGAACCGUGGAACCAGUCCA